CUGAAGUUCCAGAUAAUCCAGAGCGAGGAUCAGCAUGGCGCCCCCUGCUGAAGACCGUUACUGCUGCCGGUUCCAGCCCAAUGCCUUUGACCCCUCCCGCUGCAGCUCGUGCCUGCGGCCGAAUCAUAUGCACCUCAGUGGCACCGCAGUGGAAAAUGCUUCAGAACUGGACAAUCUCCAUGAGCAGGCUGAAGGGGACAAUAAGAGCGAUGAAGAUGAGGAUGAUGAUGAUCCAGCGUCGUCGGCGGUGACAACAUGCGGCAGCAGCGAUGAUUUCAGUGAAGGUUGGAACUUUGAGUGGAAUCUGGAACGCAGCCCGAGUCCCGACUGGGAACCUGAGAACCGUGAAGCUGCUGACAUCCAACCCAGCUUUUUGAAUCAGUGGAAGGAUCUGCAGAGGAACCGAUCCCUCAGUCCUCAGAGGCCUCCUGCAGGUCAACCAGAAAUGACCCGACUGCACCCCUCCAUCCCAAGAGACACUGAAAGUUCCUGGAUGGAAGAAAGGAGGGGUAGAGACAUGUCCCGCCGUGCUUCAGAGUCCAGAAGUGGCAGGGAAAAAGAAAGUGGUUACUUCUCUCCAGAUGUGGGAAUGCAACAGAUGGAGGAUGACACCAAGCGUACCUAUCGCUAUUAUGAGAGAGGACAUCCCCUACCAAGCAACUACAUUCCUGAGCCCAAAGCCUGCGUCCCCUACCGGAAUGUAAGCCUUGGACUGCCAUCCCAAAGACGAAACCCAGAGACAUAUAUGCAGGCAACUUGGAGAAGCGAGUCCCCACAGAGGUACACGUACCACUCCAACUUCAGACGAGGAACUGACUCUGUGAAGAACUCUCCAUCGCGUCACAGCUCUUUGAGUCCAGACCGCUACAGGAUGCCAGCGGCUUCUGUGGGACCUCAGAGAGGGAGGUCCCUCAGUAGGAGUCAGGCUCAGUCUCGCUCCUCAUUGAAAGACUCCUUUCAAAUUCAGUCUAAUGGUCCUUCACGCCGCACGUCUGGCGGAUCCAGCCCUUCCCACAGCAGAUGGUCCAUGGCCUCUCACAGUGCCUCGUCUCAUAGACGCACAGAUUCGGUUCUGUUACAGAGUCCUGAAUAUGAAGACCAGAAGAUGUACAGUCGAGAGUCCAGGAGUCCGUCACAGGCUUCAAACAAGCACAGUUUGGAUUCUGAAAAACUUUACAGAAAUCUUGAGUCCAUCUCUCGUCUUUGUUUUUCUGCAGAAAGGCAGAAUUCAUAUGAAGUAUCUUUAGAGUCUCCUCCAAGCAGAACCCAUGUGAACAGUUUGGGUAACAUUCUGUCCUACAAUAGCCGAGAAGUGUCUGCAUCCGGGAAGGCCUACAGUCUACCGAGUCACGGCUCGCUAAGAGAGCCUGACCACAGGUUGAGUCAAUCCCAAGGAUCCUGGCAGGGGUCUCCACAUUCUUUACUGAAUCUCCCAUCAUCGAAUAGUUCCCCAUCAUCCAGAUGGGACGGGGCAGGCUCCGAUAAUCUUGUGGGAUCACCUACACAUGUGGCAGUCUUAGACUCUGAUAAGGCUAAUGACGGGGUUGAAGCUUGGCAGGGGUCUUCACACAAUUUACUCAGUCGCCCCCAGUCACAAGCUUCCUCUUCAGCCAGACAGGGAGCCGAGUCUCAGGGCGCUUCGCCAUUAUAUUUUGUAGACACCAUUAAUGCUAACCAGGGAGAUGGCUCUGGGCAGGAGGUUUCCCAAUCUUUACUCAGCCGCCCUCCAUCACAAGGUUCUCUGCCAGGAUGGUCAGUGGACUCGCCAGUAUGUGAAUCUCCUUCACUAGGUGUGGUAACAGACACUGUGGACCCAAUUAUCAAGGUCAGUUCUGACAGAAGCAAUAGCAGUGUCAGGCGAGGAAUGGAUGCCCUGUUGCUCCCGGAACAGAAGAAGACCAUAGUAGACCCCGAAGAGGUUGGGAUGACCAUAGACGACUACAUCAUGCUGGCUGAUAUACCCAAGAUCCAAGUAGAGUCAGAGGAAGAUUUCACAGGUAUCAGACGGAGAAAUGAGAGUCCUAGUCCCUGCAGGAACCAAAGACAAAGAUCAUACAGGCAUCAAGAUGAGACAGACGACUAUAGUCCAAGACUAAAGUUAGACGAGAGGAGGAGGGGCAGAGAGAGGGGGAGAGACAGAAGAGAAAAAUGUCCAGACCUUGAAAGUGGACGAUCGUCACGGAGACAAUCUGCUGGUUCCCUUCAUGCACAGACCUCGGAUCAAAAUGGAAGGCAGCGAUCUUUGAAAAUUAGGGAGCGAUCUCAUCCUGAGCGCCUGCAGACGCAGAUGGUGCCUGUUGAAGGGCUGGAUGUCCAGGCUGGACCAACAAGGCAAGUGGACCAGGCACUGGUUUGUCCUUGGUGAUACUUGCCUCAGAUACUAUAGAGAUUCGGAGGCUGAAGAGGUA
Cyprinodon variegatus (sheepshead minnow) is the source of this 2408-nucleotide messenger RNA. RefSeq lists its product as uncharacterized. NCBI's taxonomy places the organism in Eukaryota, Metazoa, Chordata, Actinopteri, Cyprinodontiformes, Cyprinodontidae. The transcript has 9 exons. The record is from RefSeq and is a predicted model, not a curated record. The coding region runs from base 35 to 2365 and encodes 776 amino acids.